CAGAAGUGGUAGAUAUUAUACGGAGCAAGGAGAGAGAAGAAGGGCGACGAGCGUUGAGAUGCAUGAGAUGAGGCGCCUGUUACUGUUUGGAGCUUGCUUUUUCUUUCUGCAGCGACCUGCUCGUGCUUCUGUGACGAGGUAGAGAGACGAGCGAACGAACAAAAUGCCGUUGCCCCGCGACCCGCCGAAGCGACUAACUGUCAUACUUGUGAGGAUGGAAUACAACGGCAACGCACACUGGCGCUGGGAGCGGGUGUCCACUACAUGAUGAUGAUGCACAGCAGAGGAACAAACAGCAUGGGCCUACUGGUAUCAGUAUUGAAGCAGAGCACGCGCCCCAGUAGGUGUGCUAUAGUGCGCGGCGCGCCCGCCGGCUUUUGACGCGAUGGCGCGCUUGGAUUCCCGGGCAUGUUGAAAGGCCAAAGCCGGGCGGCCCUACGCACGGCCGCGCCCUCGAUAAUGCAUGGCGAUCGGCCUCGGAUGGGCCGGGUUGGAAAAUGCAGUGGAGGAUGCACAGACGCGGGGUCGGGGCCGCCCGAUAUCAUUUUCGUCGAAUUCGGACCCCUGUGCGCCUUCAUCUGCCUGCGUCGGCCCCCCUUUCCCGGCUUGGCCGUUUUAUCUGGCUGGCCCAGCGGGCCCGCGCGCUUUGUGCCUGUGGGCUUCUUGCGGGGGUACCAGCACGCGCGCGCCCCCUUUCAGUUGUUGAGCUUCGGCCGGAAUGUGGGGCCGCACGCAGCGAGCC
Messenger RNA from Amoebophrya sp. A120, 742 nucleotides. NCBI's taxonomy places the organism in Eukaryota, Dinophyceae, Syndiniales, Amoebophryaceae. The record is from the annotation of a GenBank genome assembly.